CGACCAUAGAAAUCCAAAAUGCUCACGUAAACUGAAAUAAAUUUAUUAUUAUUAUUGUUUUGUAUUAUGUAAUUAUUUGAUUCGAAUCUACGUCUUAAUCUACAUUAGAUCUGUAAGUGAGUGUGGUUUAGAAGGUAAUAUUAAAGAUGGCGGAUCAAGUGCAGCAGAGGCUUGAGGAGAGAAUUCCUGGGUUCGAACAGUUACAGAGAGUCGGUCUGUUUACUAAUAAAGAAAUAAAAUCUGUGCUGAAGAGAUGUACAGCUCUGGAAUAUAAACUACACAGAAGUGUGCUGAGCAAAGAGGAUUUUAUUUCCUACAUACAGUAUGAAAUAAACUUACUGGAGCUCAUAAAGAAGAGAAGGGCUCGAGUGGGAUACCAGUUUAAGCGGGAGGAUAUUGAGUUCCCCAUCAUCCAGCGAAUCAACAGUGUGUUCAGAAGAGCUCUCUCAAAGUGGCAGGAUGAUGUCCAGCUGUGGCUCUCACAGGUUGCCUUCUGUAAGAAAUGGGGGACGAAGGGUCAACUUAGCAAGAUCUUCUCCUCCAUGCUUGCCAUCCAUCCUGACAAACCCAGUUUAUGGAUCAUGGCUGCGAAAUGUGAGAUGGAAGACCGGGAUUCGUCAGAGAGCGCUCGCCAUUUAUUCCUCAGAGCUUUACGCUUUCAUCCAGAAAACAAAAAGGUUUACCAGGAGUAUUUCCGGAUGGAGCUGAUGCACGCUGAGAGACUGAGGAAACAGCAGCAGGAACUGGAACAGGCUAAAAUCGAUCUUGAGGAGUAUGAGUUCUCUGAGGAGAUCCUGAGUGGAAAGCUGGCUGAGAUCAUCUACAGAGAUGCCACCCAGAAAAUCAAAGGAGCAGAGUUCAUGCUUUCAUUACUGGAGAUUGCUUCCAUUUUUGAUUUCACCAAGGAUCUGCAGCACAACAUUCUGCAGGAUCUGCAGAGUCAGCACACAGAUGAUUCAGUUACGUGGGACUUCAUGGCUCGGCGUGAGCUGGAGGUGGCUGGAGCUCCUGAGCUUCAGUCAGCACAGAGUCGAGCCUCCGACAUCAGCUGCAGAGAGGAACGCUGUAGUGCUGUGUACGAGGAAGGACUCAAGAACCUCAACACAGAACCGAUGUGGACGUCGUAUGUGAGGUUCUGUUUGGACCGAUCUAAGAGAAAGACUAAUGUUGCAGUGCUAAAAGAAAAGAGAAGACAGCGACUGCUCAGUGUGCUUCAGAGAGCUCACGAUGCCGAACUGCUGCAGGAGACCUUCUACAAGACCUGGCUGGAGGUCUUGAUCUCAUCUGAGGAAACUGAAACCGCUGUUCAAGUGGCCAUAGCAGCCACCAAAAGAUUCAGCCAAUCAUUGGAGACGUGGCUGUUGAGCCUGCAGACACUGGUUCAUUUAGACACUGCAGAGACGGGAAGUCUGUUCCAGGAAGCCCUGAAACAUGUCAAUCCUAAGGAGAGUUUGCCAGUGUGGAAGCUGCAGGUGGUGUGGAGCAUGGCAUCUCAGAGCCCGGACAUGACAGAAGCUCUGUUUCAGAAAGCGCUGUUAUCGUCAGUCCCUGCAGUUUCCACAGCGCUGAAGGAGACUUACCUAGAGUGGGCUUACAAAACCGGGGGCUACAAAAAAGCCAGGAAGAUUUUCACCAGCCUGCACGAGCACAGACCCUUUUCCAAGAACUUCUUCACCAAAAUGGUCCAGAUCGAGAAAGAACAGGAGAAACCGAAGAUGAGUAACCUGAGAGAUUACUACGAGCGAGCGCUGCGAGAGUUCGGCUCUACAGACGACGAUCUGUGGAUGGAUUACAUCAGAGAAGAAAUGAGUGCUCUUGGAAACCCAGAGAAUUGUGGAAAGCUGCACUGGAGGGCCGUGAAAAACCUGACUGGAGAGAGUGUGGAGCGCUUCACCACCCAGUACACACUCCUACAGACCGGCCACAUCUAAUCCCGGUCCAGCCAAAAAAACAUGCAGAUGUUUAGACACGUAUGCACCAACGCAUUUAUGUUGCUGGAUUACGGAAAGUCAGUGUCAGUGACAACAUUAAAAAUCUUUUCUUUGUACUUUUGUUCGUUAAAUAAAGGUUCAGAGAAUGAACAAA
Molecule: messenger RNA, 2085 nt
Organism: Trichomycterus rosablanca
Lineage: Eukaryota; Metazoa; Chordata; Actinopteri; Siluriformes; Trichomycteridae
Gene: utp6
Product: UTP6 small subunit processome component
Exons: 19
Coding region: 147-1931 (594 amino acids)
Biological process (GO): maturation of SSU-rRNA from tricistronic rRNA transcript (SSU-rRNA, 5.8S rRNA, LSU-rRNA)
Cellular component (GO): small-subunit processome; Pwp2p-containing subcomplex of 90S preribosome
Molecular function (GO): snoRNA binding; protein binding
Source: RefSeq, a predicted model, not a curated record